GUUUUCUUGAUCACUGAUGCACAAUGUACUAUCUCUGAGCAAGCCUUUUAUGUCGGAUACAAAUCUGUGUUCAUCUUAUCGCAAUGUGAAGCAGGAACCCGUAAAAGGCUAUGGAGGUCAGCUGAUCCUCCUACAAGAUGACCUUUUUUCAUCCCCUGCCGAUUCUGCUUGUACAAUUGAAUCCGGAGAGAAAUUAGCUGCCGAAUGUGUCAACGAUUGCACGUUUCUUCGUGAGCCAACCACGAAUCAAUCCUUCUUGACGGAUUCUAAGUUCUUCUCUACAACAUUGCUUGAUGAUAUUCACGGAAGAAAAUCACCUACGAUUAUCGACGCUUUCCAUAAUGUCAAAAAGCUGUGUCGCAAUCGAGUGGAUGCGACAUCAUUGCUUAAGCCUCGUCCAUCACCUUUGAUGCCGAAUAUUUUCAUUGCUGGUGAAAGUCAGUUCACAGCCUACCAUUCACGUCUUCAUGGGAGCGGCAGAGCGCAUUCUGAAGGAUAUUCUUCAUGCUCGUCCAAUCAAUCUCUAACAAGUCCCAAAUCUUGCCAGAAAGUUGGACACUCCUGCAGUACACAUAUUCGUGACGGAGUAGGCGAUAGCGAGAAGUUGCACUGGAGUCCCGUUGAUGAUUUUCUGGCUUCUCCACCUACGGAAUACACGGACCAUGCGUCCGACUCGGGUUUCACUGUCGGCGACAUAAGUCUUACUCAAAGAAGCAGCGAAGCUGUUAGUGAUUUCUUUUCGCAAUGCGGAAGCACUCCGGGUUCACUAUACAACAUUCCUCAAGAAUUGCAGUAUGCAGAGUGCAACGUUGAAGGUCAAGAAAAUCAUCGUGAUGGUCGUGGUCAUCCACUUGCCCACACAACCGAAGUAAGCGGGAGCAGUGUUUCACCUGUGAGUACUAUAUCGUCAAGCCGAAGUUCCAUCCACAGUCCAACACCUAAACGAAGGCGACUUGGUGCAUGUAGGUUGAACGGGACUGGAAUCGGUGAAUCCUUUUGA
Messenger RNA from Cylicocyclus nassatus, 1000 nucleotides. The record is from the annotation of a GenBank genome assembly. NCBI's taxonomy places the organism in Eukaryota, Metazoa, Nematoda, Chromadorea, Rhabditida, Strongylidae.